Molecule: messenger RNA, 1907 nt
Organism: Ipomoea triloba (trilobed morning glory)
Lineage: Eukaryota; Viridiplantae; Streptophyta; Magnoliopsida; Solanales; Convolvulaceae
Exons: 2
Coding region: 185-1351 (388 amino acids)
Source: RefSeq, a predicted model, not a curated record
AAACCCGUCGCCAUUGCGGCGGCCCUUUCCUCCCUCCACCCUCGUAUCGGCUAACUUAGGCAACCGUUUCUAUAUUGUCUUUUUCUGCCGUUUACCAUAAUUGCUCAAAAUAUACACUUUCCAUAACAGAUAACAAAGCAUUAAAUCAGUUUAAAAUUCCAUCUUUCAUCCCCCGUGAUUGACGAUGGAGAACUCACAGGCCACCAUGGCCUUUUCCGUUCUGAAAACCCUAUUAACCUCCCUGUUUUUCUACGCCGACAAGCCCUUGAUACUAUUUGCAGACAAGUGUAAGUAUCUCCAAUUCAUUCGUUGCAUACUCGUCUCCGCUUUUCUCUUCUUCCUCCGCCUUUUGCCCUCCCUUUUACCCUCUCCAUCGUUUGAAAGCUACAAAUUCUGUUUGAAUUCGAAAAGAGGGGAAGCUCUUUGUACUGUUGCGGAUGGGGGAGGAGGCGAGCCUGGUAUUGCUAGAGCUCUGACGCAAGUUUUGUCGAUUGUGACUGAUAUUCCGGUGAGUUCCCGGAAGUAUGAAGUGGUGAGAUCGCUGGCCGAGAGGCUGAUAGACGACAAUCUUUUAGAUGGGAACGAAGCGCUACGGGAAGUUAAUUGCACGGCGUUGGUGGCGGCGUUUUGCCGGACGCUCAAGCGGCUUGAAUCCGCCGUGGUUGACCACGGCGGGAGUCGCCAAUUGGACGCCGUAACUGCGACUCCAGACGGCGGCGGCGGCGGCGUUAUCGAAGAUUACUACCGGGGGCUUUGCCGUGUUGUUAGAGCGGCUAAAUUUUACGGGGAUGUCGUGCGGCGGCGCCUGAGCGCGAGGGAUGAGCUGAGCCGAUCGGAGGUCUCGGCUGAGAAGCUGGCGGCGGAGCUACUGUGGCUGGCUCAGAAAAUGACUGCUUGCGGCUGUGCGGAGGAGGCUCUUCGUAGGUGGUCUUCUGCUCAACAUUUGGCUUGGCUUUCUCUCUCGGCUGACCCGCGGCUUCAAGGCGCGUUGGUCAAAGUCUCAGCAUUCUUAUUGGAUCAAGCAAGAGAGUUGUGGAAAGAGGCAGAUGAAGAAAACAUGAAAUAUGAACUAAGAGAAACAAACAUGAAUAUGCUGGUGUCAUGGUUGCCACUGCUGUGCCGCGCAAGCAAUGGCACAGACACUCCGGUUUUGAGCAUCAACAAGAGAGCGGAGCUAGAGAGAACGUUGGAGCUGAUGAUAAACACGUUGGAUGAAGAAGAGCAAGAAAAAGUGCUGUCCCUUUGGCUCCAGCACUUCACUUAUUGCCCAUCAUCCGACUGGCCAAACCUCCAUGAUUCUUACACUCGUUGGUGCACUGCUUCUCGCAGCUCCCUCUUGCUCCUCAACUGAACACCAGUACUGGUACUAUACGUCUAGCUCAUCGCAUUGGAUUCUUGGUUCAAAUUGAUGCUUUAGUUAACUCCAUGUGAAAGACCUUAUGCCUACAUUUUACUGCCUGAGUUCCUAUGGAGUCUUAAUCUUUGAAGAUGACAGUUGAAGCUCCUGUGAAUACCAAAGCUCCAUUACACCCAAAUAGGCAUAAAAUGAUUGAGAUUUCAUAGUGAACAACCUCAUGGAAGACUAGUACUACCCGAGCUUCAUUUCUACUCGUUUGGAUUCUCUCACCCUGUUCUUCACCGAUUAGGUUGCACAGGGACGUAAGCAAUCAACCAUAUGUCAAUUCAGUCUUGCUCUAUAGUUUUCACGAAACAUUUAAUCAGGUGACCUAUUGUUGUAGUGCCCGUCAAUUACUUGCAAAAUAAUGUAAAAUUACAGGAUAUUCUCAUUCAUAUAUAUUACUUCUUAGCUAAAGUUUCAGUUUCUUUCGAAGACUAGUUUAAUGAUAUCAAAAUCAUGAAAAUGUGUAUGUACUGUGCCACUAAUACAUAGUGCUGUUCCUCCAUUA